GCCACGUGUCAUAUCUGAGAGCAGAAAUCAACUCAGAUGGACCAACUAGAUUAUGCCACGUCACACUCUACCAAAAAGCCAAGAGACGUCGUCGUCCAAACGAGUCCAAAAGGCGAUGGACCGACAGAGAGAGAGAACACGAGCCGCUGCUGCUGUCGUGUCGCGGUUCGAAGAAAAGGAAAGCCGGUGCGUGGGGGAAAAAGUAGCGACCGACACGUGUCGGUUACCUGCUCCUUCUACCGCAUCAAAAUAGAAGAAACCGGAUACUGGAAAGAGAGAGGGAGGAAGCUGGGUGGAAGGUACGGACGCGAGCCGUCUGGCGCGAGAAACGAGAAACGUGUUUUCCAGGUUCUGAGAAAUCCUCUUUUCAGCUUACUGCGGACGCGACUACAAAACCGUCGUUUGGGUACGGGAUUUUUCUCUUCGGGGCUGAGUCGACUCGGUAUCUGGUUUCGGAGGCGGAGAGGGAGGUCUGGCUGGGUAUCGAACGUGGGCGGUCCGAAUCGUUGCGACCCGCCGGAGGAAGAUUCGGGUUCGGGUUAUGGAUUGGUGGCAGAAGAUGAUCUUCCCCAUGCGGAGGGUUUGGAUCGCCGUCUCGGCUCGAGUUCGGGCUCGGAAAAACGUAGAUGAUGGAUGAAACAGAUUACCGUAGAGCCAUCUCUGGACCUUACACGCAGCAGGUUGCUGUAUUAAUCAGGACCAUCCAUCUAUUGGGACCCACCAUGGAUGUUGGGAUAUUUGAAGAUUCAUACAGAUCGGACGAUCCUCUCACUAUGAUCAGUGGCCUACGAAGCAACGGCGGAGAUGUGCUGUGAAGUGAAGAAAAUGAGGGCUUGGAUUGUCUUAUAGGCGUGAUUUCUUAACCACAAGCCAUCCAUCCAUGGUUGGGCCCCCUAGAUGAUCUGCCACGUGUGCAUCGGGGUACGCCGAAUGAUUGGAUCUAGCUAAGCGCCAUGCUCCACCAGCGCACGCUAGCAGCAUCAUUCCCCCCUUGUUCUCGAAUGCUUGCCGAAGUUUUUUUUUUUUUUUUUUUCUUAUGCCUCUAUAUUGCCCUUUUUUGGAGGGGUUUCAGCUGGAAGCGGUUGAGUACACCAUCUGCGCAUGUUAGCGAGCUUUCCGUUUUGUGGUUAUUUUCGCCGUAUUUGAUUUUCAGCAAUUCUCAGUCUCAUCCGAAUUAUCGUUUGUUUAUACGGAGAUUUAUUUCCUAUUUAUUUUAUUUUUUUUUCUCCUUAAAAACAGUACUUCUUCUGCUCAUGUUACAGAUGCCUUUUGUUG
Messenger RNA from Magnolia sinica, 1275 nucleotides. RefSeq lists its product as uncharacterized. The record is from RefSeq and is a predicted model, not a curated record. Bases 37 to 630 code for a protein of 197 amino acids. NCBI's taxonomy places the organism in Eukaryota, Viridiplantae, Streptophyta, Magnoliopsida, Magnoliales, Magnoliaceae. The transcript has 2 exons.